Echinostoma caproni is the source of this 450-nucleotide messenger RNA. The record is from the annotation of a GenBank genome assembly. Lineage: Eukaryota; Metazoa; Platyhelminthes; Trematoda; Plagiorchiida; Echinostomatidae.
AUGACUGUUCUUACUCAAGCCCAAGUGGACUCAAUUCUGGCCGAUUUGCAUUCACACAUUGACACAACCGAACAUGUGACCGAGAUGGGAGUUUCCAUCUACAAAGCAUUGUUCGCUGCACACCCGGAAUACAUCAGCCACUUCAGCAAGCUUCAAGGAUUAACUAAGGACAAUGUGGCUUCAUCGGAAGGAAUCAAAUAUUACGGUCGAACUUUGGGUGAGGAGUUGGUUCAUCUGAUCAAGGCAGCGCACGAUCACGCUGCUCUGGAAGCCCGAAUCGUCCAGAACGGAAAAGAUCACACCCAACGAAAAGUGACUAAAGAGCAAUUCACGGGUGCGGCGCCGAUUUUCAUCAAAUUCUUCCAAGGACUCCUGAAGAAACCGGAGGAUCAGGCUGCAAUUGAGAAAUUGUUCAACCACGUGAUGCCUGCAAUUGCGGAGAAAAUGUAA